This is a messenger RNA of Lichtheimia ornata, 840 nucleotides long. RefSeq lists its product as uncharacterized. The coding region runs from base 1 to 840 and encodes 279 amino acids. Lineage: Eukaryota; Fungi; Mucoromycota; Mucoromycetes; Mucorales; Lichtheimiaceae. The transcript has a single exon. The record is from RefSeq and is a predicted model, not a curated record.
AUGUUUCUGUACGAUUACGCAAAGAACGACACCUUCCUUACGACACGUGGCGGGCACAAGCAGCAUGCAAAGCACUUGUUGUAUAAUGACAAUACGACGGCAAUGAUGAAAACUGAAAGUAGCAGCAACACACCAUCCAUCACUGCUAUCCUACUAUUGCACAUGGAAGUAAGCCUUAUCCAAUUAAUCAGCUCAUUACCCACCAAACGCCAUCAUGGAAUGAUUUUUGCGCGUUUUAUCACCCACGCGCAACAAGCUGUGCGAUGGAUGCUGCUAGUUGGGCUGCUUAUUCUUGAUAAUGUCAGCAACAUGCUUGGCAUUGAUAAAGAAAUGGAUCGUUUAGCGUCCCAACAACAACAACGAGGCGGCAUAAAAAAAGAAAGGAUGCCACCUGUGGAAUUUGAAAUUGUGCACUUGGAACCCGAUUUCAUUGAAGAGCAAGCGUUGAGCACCACUGAACAUGGUCCAUACGAUGAAGAAGAGGAUCAAAGUACAUCCACUGCUGUUGCUGCUCCUGUUGCUGCUGCUGCUGCUACUACCACCAAUAAUCAUCAUCAUCACAAUCCCCGCCGCUCACCCACAGCAAUGUCAGCUCAUGGCAUGCCCUCAGUACGAUCCCGAAAGACAUCCUUGCCAACAUCCCGAACGGCUCCACGAGGUGGUCAUGUUCGUUCACUUUCCAACAAUAUGACAUUGCCAGCAAAACACGCCACUCACCGUCAUACGUUACGUCGUAUUGAUGGCCAACGCAACCUUAUUAGUGUAACAUCAACCGCAUCAUCAUCAUCGUCUUCUUAUCAUGAGCCACCCGCUCGCAGACCCAACAGCUCGCUUCAUUAG